UCCUUGUUUUUUCCCCAUGCUACCAACCUUCCCGUCACUUUGUUAUUUCCUUUUUCUUUCCGGUCGGAGUCAAGAUGGGUAUAUCUCGCGACCACUGGCAUAAGCGGCGGGCGACUGGUGGCAAGAGGAAGCCAAUCAGGAAGAAGAGGAAGUUUGAGUUAGGAAGACCAGCUGCCAACACCAAGCUUGGUGCUCGUAGAAUCCACACUGUAAGAACUAGGGGUGGAAACAAGAAGUACAGAGCUCUGCGUCUAGACCAUGGAAACUUCUCUUGGGGCUCGGAAUGCUGCACUCGCAAAACACGUGUUAUUGAUGUUGUGUACAACGCCUCCAAUAACGAGCUGGUCCGUACCAAGACAUUGGUAAAGAAUGCAAUCGUUGUUAUUGAUGCCACACCUUUCAGACAGUGGUACGAGUCUCACUACGCUCUUCCUAUUGGUAGGAAGAAGGGGGCCAAGCUGACUGAGCAGGAGGAAGCGAUGCUGAACAAGAAGAGGUCGAAGAAGGUUGACAGAAAAUACAAGACAAGGCAGCGACUGGCAAAGGUGGAGCAGGCACUUGAGGAACAGUUCCAAACUGCUAGAGUGUUAGCCUGUAUCUCGAGCAGACCAGGACAAUGCGGUCGAGCCGACGGAUAUAUCCUCGAAGGCAAAGAACUGGAAUUCUACAUGAGGAAGAUAAAGGCCAAGAAGGGCAAAUAGGCUUAAUUUUUUACUCUGUCAUGACCUGCUAUUGAAUAAAUACAAGUUGUGGCAUUGUUUUAUUAUA
Molecule: messenger RNA, 768 nt
Organism: Macrosteles quadrilineatus (aster leafhopper)
Lineage: Eukaryota; Metazoa; Arthropoda; Insecta; Hemiptera; Cicadellidae
Product: 40S ribosomal protein S8
Exons: 6
Coding region: 75-701 (208 amino acids)
Biological process (GO): maturation of SSU-rRNA from tricistronic rRNA transcript (SSU-rRNA, 5.8S rRNA, LSU-rRNA); translation
Cellular component (GO): ribosome; cytosolic small ribosomal subunit
Molecular function (GO): structural constituent of ribosome
Source: RefSeq, a predicted model, not a curated record